Chiloscyllium plagiosum (whitespotted bambooshark) is the source of this 3316-nucleotide messenger RNA. RefSeq names its product radical S-adenosyl methionine domain containing 2 (gene rsad2). Lineage: Eukaryota; Metazoa; Chordata; Chondrichthyes; Orectolobiformes; Hemiscylliidae. The record is from RefSeq and is a predicted model, not a curated record. Gene Ontology annotation, biological process: positive regulation of immune response; defense response to virus. Gene Ontology annotation, molecular function: catalytic activity; 4 iron, 4 sulfur cluster binding. Gene Ontology annotation, cellular component: mitochondrion; endoplasmic reticulum membrane; endoplasmic reticulum.
AAAUCUAACGAGGAGCGUAAAGGUAGACAGUAAAAGCUUUCUACUGGGCAUGUAACGGGAUACAAAAGGAUAGACGUGGACGCAUGCCAGGAACACAUUCCAAGUUCGCUGUGGUCAGGAGGAAAAAAUGUACGUGGUGGUUAUUUGCAUUAAACUCCUGCUGCAAGCUUGCAUCGACAAAGCGGGCGAAAUCUCGCGCUGGUUGAUGAGGCUGGUCGCCUUGAGGAAAUGUGGGCUCAUUGAGUGGAGACUGGGAAGAGUAACAAGCAGCGGUGGGACCCAGGAGCGGAGUGUGGUCCCCACCAGUGUCAAUUACCAUUUCACUCGCCAAUGUAACUACAAGUGCGGCUUCUGUUUCCACACCGCCAAGUCAUCAUUUGUGUUGCCCCUGGAAGAAGCCAAAAGGGGACUAAAGCUACUAAAGGCAGCCGGUAUGGAGAAAAUUAAUUUUUCGGGAGGAGAACCUUUUCUGGUCAAUCGUGGAGAGUUUCUAGGGAAGCUGGUUCAGUACUGUAAGCGGGAGUUGAAACUGGCCAGUGUCAGCGUUGUGAGCAAUGGGAGUCGGAUCACCGAAAAGUGGUUUAAAAACUAUGGUAAGGAUCUGGACAUUUUGGCUAUUUCAUGUGACAGUUUUGAAGAGGACACCAAUCGUCUCAUUGGCCGUGGGCAGGGGACCAAAAAUCACAUCGAGAACCUCCUCAAAGUCAGAAAUUGGUGCAAAGAUUACCAAGUGGCUUUUAAAAUCAACUCUGUCAUCAACAGAUUCAAUGUUCAUGAGGAUAUGAAUGAACAAAUCAGGAUGAUAAAUCCAAUAAGGUGGAAGGUAUUCCAAUGUUUGUUGAUUGAAGGGGAAAAUGCUGGAGAAGAAGCUCUGAGACAUGCAGAAACAUUUGUUAUCAGCAGUAAAGACUUUCAGAGAUUUUUGGAUAGACAUAAGGAGAUCAAGUGCCUUGUGCCUGAAUCUAAUGAGAAGAUGCGAGAUUCCUAUCUCAUCCUUGAUGAAUAUAUGCGCUUCCUAGAUUGUACCCAAGGCAGAAAAGAUCCAUCAAAAUCUAUUUUGGAUGUAGGUGUCGAGAAUGCAAUUAAAUUUAGUGGGUUUGAUGAGAAAAUGUUUUUUAAACGUGGAGGUAAAUACACAUGGAGCAAAGCAGAUAUGCGUUUGGAAUGGUAACUGUUGCUCUAUAUUCUUGCCUGUCUCAAUUAUGAAAUAUUCAAGCAAUACACAUUUUAUGGAUUCAGAAAAUGACUUUGAACCCUGUCAAAGUAUUAUUGUCCUCAGCUGUCAGCAUUGUAAUUCUUUUCUUAAAACAAACAGUGCAGUAUUUAGGAUGAUAUUAACAAUUGAAAAUAAUCUGGCAUUCAAUGCGAUGUCCAUACAAUUCACAUACCUGAAAGAUUUUUAUCGGCUGAAUUGUAACGUGAAGCUGCAACGCUAGAGUUUAAGAAAAGAUUUGAUGCACCCAGAAAAUAAACAUUGUUGACAUGCAUUACCGCAUGUAAAAAUAAUUACCAGUUGCAUUAUGGACAGGUAAAUUUUGGGAGGCUGGGUGUAUUUUGAAUGGUUGGUGUUUUUACUUGAUUCAAACAGGUUACAAUAUGACCGAUGAAAAUAUAACAGUAAUGACUCAAUUUUUUUGAAAAAUGUUCAAAAGUCUCUCAUUGACUUCUGCUUUCUGGAAGUUGCUGCUGUGGAUGAACCUCAGAGGUUGCACACUGGCAGCAAAAAUUAGAGGAACAGAGUUCUCCAUUGGUUGAACUCAUACUUGGCACAAAGGAAUCGUGAUUCCUGGAGGUCAAUCAUUACAGACCCUGGCAAUUGUUGCAGGAGCUCCUCAGUAGGCCCCAAGUACAGUGCACUCUGGUAUAAUGCAUGAUGGCUCUGAAGAAACUGUACCCACUUGUGAAAUGAUCAGGAAGAGAGCACAGAUUUAAAAUAAUUGGCUAAAGAAAUAGAUAUUAGGGAAUUUUCUUUGGGGGAGGCGGUACAAACUGUGUGUAGGCAGACAGUAUUACUUUAGAACAGCAUCAUGGUCAGUACAGACAUGGUGGGCUAAAGGGCCUGUUCAUGUGCUAUACUGUUCAAUAUUCUAUUUUUUGACACAAAAGAUCAAAUAUUGAUUUUUACUUUACAUGAUCAACAUUGGAUUUAUGAUUAACAUGGAAAACUAAUUUUUUACUUCACCGUUUUUAAAACGCUUUCAUUAAUGAAUGUUUGAAUUGUAAUACAUACACGACGUACAAUACUUCAAAGUAUUCAUAGUCUGUUAUGUCAGUUCGGAGUGAAUAUUCACUUUAAUAUUGUUUACUUUUUGAAUAGAAAUAUCUCACUUGUCAGAAUUUAUCAGAAUUUCAUCUUCAUUUAUUUAUGUCACAGAAGUUACUGUUUCAACAAUGGUUUACAUUUUUUGCUUAAGGCACUAUACAGCCUCACAAUUCCAGUUUCUACAAGAUUCUAUUUCCAUUUCUGUGACAUUCUGAUAAUAGGCAGCAAUUGCAGAAAACAUUUAUGUGUUACAGCAAACACAGAAAACAGUGGUUUAUUUCCAAUCUUGGCAGUGCAAAAUAAGAGGAGCUGAUAUUUAAUUUAUUACUAACCAACUUGAUACGAAGCAAAAUGUUUAACCAAAAAGACAAUUAACAGAAGUUUAUAUCUUUCCUCUUAUUUUCUUUUAUAUUCACCUGCCUUUGUCUCCUGUGGAGUACCAUACAACUCCUCUCAAAUUAUCUCUAACUUUCAAUGAUGCACUUUCACUGACAUUUUUAUUUUAGGUUAGAACCAAUCACACCCUGAAAGAAUAAAACAUUACCUUUUGGUCUUAGUUUCACUUACUCAUUGGUUUGUUUGUCUUAGCUGUUGCUAAUUUUUCUCUUCCUCCUUUUUUUAAUGGUCAUUUUGCCCCUUACAGUAUUUGUUUACCCCUUUUCAAUGCUCUCUAAUCAAAAUAGUUUACUUUGCUUUUCCAUCCAACUCUUUCACUCUUUACUAAGCAACUUCUAUUAAUUUCCCCAUCUGCCUCUAUAAUUAUUCAUUGUGACCACCUAGCCUUAUACUGAAACUUGUCAUCUAUUUUACUACAUUAUUAAAACUAAUCUCAGUCCAAAUAGAUUUCCUCACAAACACAUGCUAAGCUCUGAUGUUUAGUUAAGUGUAAGAGUUCGUAAUUUUUAAUUGUAUAUAACUUAUGCAACAUUCAGUGCAAUACCAUUUAAGUAUAUGUUAUUUUGUGUAAAUAAUGCUGGCAUCAACUUGCAAUGUUUUGUAUCAAUUAAUAACUUAAAAAGUUUGAAUAAAGUGAAAAAGUGUGUAAUGCCGACA